Aspergillus alliaceus is the source of this 1674-nucleotide messenger RNA. RefSeq names its product tyrosyl-DNA phosphodiesterase 1. The transcript has 4 exons. Gene Ontology annotation, biological process: double-strand break repair; single strand break repair. Lineage: Eukaryota; Fungi; Ascomycota; Eurotiomycetes; Eurotiales; Aspergillaceae. Gene Ontology annotation, molecular function: 3'-tyrosyl-DNA phosphodiesterase activity; single-stranded DNA binding; double-stranded DNA binding. The record is from RefSeq and is a predicted model, not a curated record. Gene Ontology annotation, cellular component: nucleus. Bases 1 to 1674 code for a protein of 557 amino acids.
AUGGCAGACAACCAUCCUGCAAAACGUAUAAAAUUAUCCCCUGGUGCCCAAGCAGACACCAGUAACGACUCUCUUGAAUCCGAUAUCCAAGGGUUGGCAUCACUGCGCCGAUCUGUCACCCCUCCACCCUCCCGAAAUCGAAGCAGAUCCCAAUCCCACUCCGCUCCACCUUGGUCUUCCAAAGAAGUAGACGAAAGUACUCAGAAACCACAGGUAGUGCCAUCACCUAUCCAGCUCACCCACAUCCGCGAUCUAUCCGCAUUCUCAGGAAACAAUGUGGACACGGUCCGGUUGCGCGAUAUCCUUGGAGAUCCCAUGAUCCGCGAAUGCUGGCAGUUUAAUUAUUUGCACGAUGUAGACUUUAUGUUGAAUCAGUUUGAUGAAGACGUGAGGCGCUUAGUGAGGGUGAAAGUUGUGCAUGGGUCUUGGAAAAGGGAUGCUCCUAACAGAGUGAGGAUAGAUGAAGCAUGUUCUCGGCAUCCGAAUGUGGAGGCUAUAGUUGCCUAUAUGCCAGAAGCUUUCGGGACACACCACUCCAAGAUGAUGAUUCUACUUAGACAUGAUGACCUUGCACAGGUUAUUAUUCACACCGCAAAUAUGAUCCCCGGUGACUGGGCCAAUAUGUGUCAGGCUGUCUGGCGGUCUCCCCUGCUACCCCUGCAAAAGACAGAUGGUGGGCAAGGAGACCUCGAGUUAGGCAGCGGUGCACGGUUUAAGAGAGACUUGCUGGCAUAUUUAACUGAGUAUGGAUCCAAAAAGACGGGUCCGCUUGUUGACCAGCUUAAGAAGCACGAUUUUAGAGCUAUUCGAGCUGCCCUAGUAGCCAGUGUGCCUUCAAAGCAGAAGAUCAACAGUCUCGACUCACAACGGAAGACACUAUGGGGAUGGCCCGCAUUGAAAGACACCAUACGCCAUAUCUCUCUAGCUCAGAAGAGCAAUAAAAACGCUACACCACAUAUCAUUAUUCAGAUGUCAUCUGUCGCCUCGCUAGGCCAGACAGAUAAGUGGCUGAAAGAUGUCCUCUUUGCGUCCCUCUCACCACAAUCAUCUAGUCAGCAUCCAAAGUACUCGAUCAUCUUCCCAACAGCUGACGAAAUUCGCCGUUCCCUGAACGGCUACGGCUCCGGCGGAUCAAUCCACAUGAAGCUCCAGAGCGCACUGCAGCAAAAGCAACUACAGUAUAUGCGGCCCUACCUUCGACAUUGGGCAGGCGAUCAUGACGCAGUAGGGCUAAGUAAUACUCCCAAGCAAGACGCUGGCCGUCGUCGAGCUGCACCGCACAUCAAAACGUAUAUCCGUUUCUCUGAUGCGGAGAAAAUGGACACCAUUAACUGGGCAAUGGUUACAUCGGCCAAUCUCUCCACGCAGGCGUGGGGAGCAGCAGUCAACACCACAGGUGAAGUGAGGAUUUGUAGCUGGGAGAUCGGAGUCGUCAUAUGGCCCCAACUAUACGCCGAAGGCACUGAGUCAGCCACGAUGGUCCCUUGUUUCAAACAAGACGUCCCAAACACACGUGAAAGCGGAGGCAACAAUACAAUAGCAGACGUAGUGGUCGGCCUGCGAAUGCCCUACGACCUCCCCCUAACACCAUAUGCAGCACACGACACCCCCUGGUGCGCAACAGCGACACACACAGAACCCGACUGGCUCGGACAGACCUGGACAACCGGCUAA